GGUUCGGUCGAAAUCCUGAAAGCAUCUCCACUGAAUUGAAUCCCCCAUUCUCUCGGCUGGUUCUUUAUUUCACCAAUCAUCUUUCGUUUUCACUUUCCUCUUGACCGCGAGCAGCUGAAUCUCGCGCAGAAACCCUAGCUCUCCGCCACCAUGAACUGUUCCAUAUCCGGCGAUGUGCCGGAAGAGCCCGUGGUUUCAAAGAAGUCAGGGCUGCUCUACGAGAAGCGUUUGAUUGAGCGACACAUAUCCGAUUAUGGAAAAUGCCCCAUUACUGGGGAGCCGCUUGCAAUGGAUGACAUUGUUCCAAUCAAAACUGGCAAGGUAGUGAAGCCCAGACCGGUGCAGGCUGCGAGCAUCCCUGGGAUGCUUGGAAUGUUCCAGAUUGAAUGGGAUGGAUUGAUGCUAUCCAAUUUUGCACUUGAGCAACAAUUACAUACAGCAAGGCAAGAGUUAAGUCAUGCUUUAUACCAGCAUGAUGCUGCUUGUCGUGUAAUUGCAAGACUAAAAAAAGAAAGAGAUGAAGCAAGAUUACUAUUGGCACAGUUAGAAAGGCAGGUACCUAUGUCAGCGUUGACAGUGACUACAGUAAAUGCUUCUGCUCUUAGCAAUGGGAAAAGAGCUGCUGAUGAUGAGGAUUUGGGUCCUGGUGGGAAGAAAAUACGUCCUGGAAUUUCUGCUAGCAUCAUUGCAGAGCUUACAGACUGUAAUGCGGCUCUUUCACAGCAGCGGAAAAAGCGGCAGAUUUCUCCGACAUUGGCCCCUGUUGAUGCUGUAGAGAGAUAUACCCAGCUUUCAAGUCACCCCCUUCACAAGACUAGCAAGCCAGGCAUUGUAUCUAUUGAUAUUCAUAAUUCCAAGGAUGUUAUUGCAACUGGAGGUGUUGAUACAAAUGCUGUAGUCUUGGAUCAACAAUCAGGGCAGAUUUUAUCUACACUCAGUGGUCACUCAAAAAAGGUUACAAGUGUCAAAUUUGUUGCUCAGGCUGAUUUAGUUGUAACCGGGUCUGCAGAUAAGACGGUUCGUGUGUGGCAAGGGUCUGAAAAUGGGAACUAUGAUUGUAGGCACAUUUUGAAGGAUCAUACUGCUGAGGUGCAAGCUGUCACUGUUCACGCUACCAAUAAUUACUUCGUGACUGCUUCACUGGAUAACACAUGGUGCUUCUAUGAUCUUUCCUCUGGUUUAUGUUUGACACAGGUUGCAGAUGCUUCAGGGUCUGAGGGCUACACAUCUGCUGCUUUCCAUCCUGAUGGUCUCAUUCUUGGGACAGGCACCUCAGAGGCCCUUGUUAAAAUUUGGGAUGUAAAAAGUCAGGCAAAUGUUGCCAGAUUUGAUGGGCAUAUUGGUGCAGUUACUGCCAUUUCUUUCUCUGAAAAUGGAUACUUCCUUGCGACUGCAGCUCAAGAUGGUGUUAAGCUUUGGGAUUUACGCAAGUUGAGGAACUUCCGGACUUUUACCCCUUAUGAUUCAAAUACUCCCACAAACAGUGUGCAAUUUGACCAUAGUGGAAGCUACCUUGCAAUUGCAGGCUCAGAUAUCAGAGUUUACCAGGUUGCAAAUGUUAAGUCGGAAUGGAAUUGCAUCAAAACAUUUCCUGAUUUGUCUGGCACAGGCAAAGCAACUUGCGUAAAAUUUGGUUCGGAUGCAAAAUACAUUGCAGUAGGAUCAAUGGAUCGGAACCUCCGGAUAUUCGGUCUACCAGGGGAGGAUGGCUCAUUGGAGUCGUAGGAAGUGCCUCAACUCUAUUUGUGGCUGCUAGUUGGUUUCUGCUACUGUUGGUUCAUUGCAUCUAGUCUGCCGAAGAAGGAAAUAGUCCUGUUUAUCAUAUCAUAUUUAAUUGCAUUGUCUUGGCCCAUGCUUCUAAUUCCAAAAUAAUGGAGGGCAAGGGGAGGAAGCCGCUGUACUGGGAAAAUUCUGCAGCAACUCCAGGUGCUGAGUUGACUGAGAUUGGAAGAGGAAACAGUGAUUCAAGCAUAUUGUAUUUUGUCAAGUUCAUCGGCACCAUGAUAGUCAUUGUUCAAUGUUUGUGUAUUAUUCUGAUUUUUUAAAAAGAAAAGCAUUGAAAGAUUUUGCCUAA
Malania oleifera is the source of this 2074-nucleotide messenger RNA. Its product is annotated as pre-mRNA-processing factor 19. Gene Ontology annotation, molecular function: protein binding; ubiquitin protein ligase activity. The record is from RefSeq and is a predicted model, not a curated record. The transcript has 18 exons. Lineage: Eukaryota; Viridiplantae; Streptophyta; Magnoliopsida; Santalales; Ximeniaceae. Gene Ontology annotation, biological process: protein ubiquitination; mRNA splicing, via spliceosome; DNA repair. Gene Ontology annotation, cellular component: Prp19 complex; U2-type catalytic step 1 spliceosome; cytoplasm. The coding region runs from base 151 to 1725 and encodes 524 amino acids.